AUGGUGCUACAUGGUCGACGUUAGCACACGACAAUAUCUGCUCCCUCAAUUCUGCGUCUCUCUCGUUUGACUACCCCGACCAGGAACCAACACGCGCAAUGCCGUUCGAUGAAACAGAAGACAUGUUACAAUACUUGUUUCCCUCACCGCUGGGCUGGUCGAUAUCGAACACCCCGAGCAUGGGGCUGGACAAUAUGCCUCACCCACUGCUUAACAGCAACCGAAAUAUUGCUGAUGCCGAGGGCGUUCCAGCCGACAACAGCAGCCCGCAAGCCCUCGUGCAGUUGGAUGCUCUGAUCGAAGAUGCGACCGCCAGUUACAAAAGUCAAAUUAGACAAAAAGGCAUCACCUGCUCCUUUUUCGAUACUUGUCUGUCACUGUUUUUUUCUCAAUUCUAUCCUUCCUUCCCAAUCAUUCACGAACCAACGUGGGCGAUGAAGAACACCAGCCCUUUCGUUUUGUUGAAUAUGGUCGCGAUCGGAUCUCUGUUCAUCGGAUCUGCAGAUGCCGUAUCUCAAGGGGAGCUGCUAUGGGAGGUUGCAUAUGUCGCCGCGUCGACUAGGUGGCAUCAUGUGUACGAACACUCUUCAGGGGAGCUAAUUUCGAAAUGCCAAAUCGUAACUUGUGCUGCCUUGGGCCAGUUGUACGCCAUGUUAUCCAAGUCUGCUAGGCUAAGACAAGUGUCCCAAACAGUCCACAGCUGGCCCUUCUCUUGGGCUCGACGGCUAGGCAUGUUUGAGGUCGAGGAAUAUCGCUUGCAAGAUCUACCAGAUGUCUCGGACCCUCUUCAAACUAAACUUGAGAAGUGGAAGACAUGGGCAGCUCUCGAAUGCCGGCGCCGAGCUGUGCACGGAUUGUUCAUCAUCGAUGCUCACCUGGCACGUUAUUCCGGAGGCUUCCCGGUAGGGAAACAUGUUCUGAAUCCAUUGCCUCUCACCGCAGUGGACGCCAUUUUCGAGGCAAGAACGGUAGAUGACUGGAUUACCCAAAUGCGGCAGCACUGGACUCAGCAACCAUCCUUCCGCAAUGUAUACCUCUCCAUUUUCGGCGAUGGGCCUCUCAAGAUGCCGGUUGAUUCUCUGUUUUCUAUAUUUGUGCUUCUGGAAGGACUGCAGGCUGUCAUUACGGAGUCAAAUUUGGCGUCCGGGCAGGGUGUCGGACUGCCAUCCAAGAAGCAGAUCCAGCGCGCUUUGAUACGCACCCGCAACGCGCUGCAGAACGGUCUGGAUCCUGGAGUUGACACGUUGGAAAUCUAUCUCCGUUGGCACGCACUUUGUCUGGAUCACAUCAUAGACACCUCUCGUCUUCAGAGAGAGCUCUGCAGGCACAGAGACUUCCCCCAAAACAUAUUUACUUCUGGAAUGGAUACUUGGAAAAACACCGAUCAUCUCAGAAGCUGGACAAAGUCCACGGAGGGACGAAAAGCUCUGCUACAUGGCAUAGCCAUCCAAGAUAUCGCCCAGCGUCUGUCGAUUGGCCGCGCAUAUGGCGCCGGCACGCUAGCCGCCGUGCUCGCGGCAGGGACAAUCUACUGCACAUUCUGCACCGUGGAUCAGCACGACGUUGCUGUGCCCCGAUGUGUCAACUGGAACCUGGUCGCCGAUUGGGAUGACGACUACGCACAUGGUGACAACUCUUUGCAAGUCAGGGAAUGUAGAGCAUUCUUCCAGGGGAAGCUUCUUCCCUCGGGUUGUCGGAGGCUCAACCUGCGACUUUCCUUGUACCAACUCCAAACCACCCUACGCACAAUGUCCGCGCAGUGGGGAAUAGCCGAAGAGAUGCGACAGGUCUUGCUCCAUUGGACUUCUCUCGGUCUGGGUUCGUAAGUCGAGUAGUCACUGGCACAAGCUGGUUUC
Molecule: messenger RNA, 1856 nt
Organism: Exophiala oligosperma
Lineage: Eukaryota; Fungi; Ascomycota; Eurotiomycetes; Chaetothyriales; Herpotrichiellaceae
Exons: 5
Coding region: 99-1826 (575 amino acids)
Biological process (GO): DNA-templated transcription; regulation of transcription by RNA polymerase II
Cellular component (GO): chromatin
Molecular function (GO): RNA polymerase II cis-regulatory region sequence-specific DNA binding; DNA-binding transcription factor activity, RNA polymerase II-specific; zinc ion binding
Source: RefSeq, a predicted model, not a curated record